GCAAUGUAAUAUCUGAAAGGCAAAACAAGUAACAAGCAGAUGCGCUAUGUAUGAAAAUAAUUUUUCUUGAAUAUUUCGAAAUAAACAGACUCAGAAAAGUGGAGUGAAAUGUGUAACAAAAUGACUGAGUGUUGAUUGAGUGAAAGUGUUUCAGUUGUUUGAAGAAUGGGCAACUAUGAAACUCAUGAUUUGGCCCCAGUUAGAGAUGAUGAAAGAAAAGAGUUGAAUCUGAGUAGAAAAAUAACAUACAAACAGUAUUGCAAGCAUAUUAAGGGGAUUUUCCAUGAGGGCUGCUUGACCGAGAUUCCUUGGAACAUCAGGGACUCCAUUUCUCUUUAUGAGCGGAUGACAGUUGCCUUCAAUGCGGUCCCUGAGAUCCCCCCAGAAAUGCCCCUCAGGCUUCCUCACCUGCACACCAUUGAUCUUAGUCACAAUGUAUUGGAAACAUUACCUGAGAGCUUCGGCUUGCAAUUUCAUCUCCGAACUUUGAUCCUACGCAACAAUAGACUGAAAUCUCUACCAGAGUCUUUUGUUCAUCUAGUCAAACUAGAAAAAAUAGAUUUAUCUAACAAUUUGCUCAAGGAAUUACCCCAGGAUAUUGGAAAUAUGGAAGCUAUUCAGAAACUUAAUGUGAGUGGCAAUAAGCUUCGACAACUUCCCCUGUCUCUUGGUGCUUCUACAACUCUAGUCUUACUAAUGGCUCAACAAAAUCGACUUUAUGAACCUCCGCAAGCAAUCUGUGAUGAAGGGUCGGACGUGACCUUAAGUUUUUUACGCAAGCUUUACAAAAACAGUAAACCACUUCAUGAGAAAAGACCUUUGACUCCACUGAACGAGUUUCCUCGAGUCAGAGGUAACCAGUUACACAGUGCGGUCCCUAACCCUCACUCUGCCAACAUGCAAUACAUCCAGUCUCAGACACAUACAACAAACACCCCCAGUAGGAUCAAAACUCCCCUCCUUCCACCUUUAGGGGCCAGCUCUUUGGAAUCAGAUGUUCUGAAAGAUAAAGUUAUAGGAUUGCUGUAUGGUGCUGCUAUUGGUGAUGCCCUGGGGCUUGCCACUCGAGGAAUGAGUAGAGAUGAGUGCUCAUUUUACUACGACACAGACGACAUUGAUUAUACACAGAUUUUACAAGACAGACAGCGCGUUCUGUGGCGAGCUGGAGACUGGACGUCAAACUUUGAUUCCAUGUUACUGGUGCUGGACUCCAUCCUGGCUUGGGCAGGUGUGGUGGAUGAACUGGACUUUGCCAAGCGAUUGAAGGAAUGGAGUGAGCGAGGGUACCCUGAGCUGGGGGACACAGAGGGGAUAGUACUCAGUCAAACCAUUAAAAAAUUAAUUGGUGAGAAAGACUUCACAGAAAAUCCUCACUCAGUGGCAACCAGAGUUUACCUCCAAGAGCUGAACACUACAGCAUCAGAACAGAAUGGCUACAUUGUAAGUGAGGAUGAGAGGUCCAGCAUAAGCAGUAUAUCUAGUAGCAUCAGCAGUAUAAGCAGUGAUCGCAGUCCUCGCAAGCAUCUACUACACAGUGUCAGCUCAGAGUCAGAGUUCUGUGUGGGAUGUGAUCAGCCCUGUGUGGAUAAUGGAGCAAUUGUCAGGACUGCCAUUCUUGGUGUUCCUAAUUUCUUUGAUUUGACUGAGGUACAGAACAAUACACUGAGGAUCUGUAAUUCCACCCACCCAAGUCCUCUGUCUCAGGCUGCAUGCUGUGUCAUAUCUGUCAUCAUCGCCUGUAUGUUACAGGGAAAGAAUGAAAUGCAGACCUGUAAAGAAAUUGAGGAAAUCAUUACAAUAGCUCGAGAUCAAGGGAGAAAACUCCUGGUGACCACUGAGGAGAAGGCCGAUUUUGAAUACUACUGCAGUUUACAGGACAUAGACAGGUUAGAUGUGAAUGAGUAUGGAAAGUCCUCCUACUGUAUGAAGCCUCUGGGGGCAGCUCUUAUCAGUCUUAGGUCUAGGGAAUCCUUUAAAGAUUGCAUGAUGAAGAUGAUCCUGGCUGCAGGAGAUUCCAACAGCAAUUGUUGUGUGGCUGGGGCCGUCUUGGGCUCAAAGGUGGGAUUCUCUCGCUUACCAAAACACUGGGUCCAUGGACUUAGAAAGAAACAGACUGCUUGGCUCAAUGUCAAGGUCAAUCUACUUCUAGACAUGAUAGGACUUCCUUAACCAUGAAAGGGACAUAACCUUGUAUUUGCUUUAUAUUACCUUCCAUGACACAAGUUUUGCUUUUCCAUGAAAGAGAGUUUUCUUAUUGAUUUUGAUUGUAUGACAUGUAAAAAACUUGAGGGAUUAUUUACCCUGAGUUUGAUCAAAAGUCUUUGACCAUGGUUUUGCAAGGGUCACAUUUAUCUAGUUUAGUUUAUAAUAAGGCUAUAUUAGCCUUUACUUUACAGAGGUUUAAAACAAUUUUCUUUCGUGCAUGACAGGACAUUCUGGAACUAUUCCUCAAGGUCAUGACCACACGUUUUCUAAAUAUUACCUGGCUCUUACAGAGUUGUCCCUAAGACCCUGCGGGGGCUAGGAAAUUUCCCCACUUAUAAUGACAUUAUCCCCCGGCUUCUCUGGUAUUCCCCCUCAACCCCUUGUUUGGGGAGGAACCCCAGACCCCCCUUCUACUUUUUAGCUCACCUGAGCUGAAAGCUCAAGUGAGCUUUUCUGAUCACAUUUUGUCCGGCGUCCGUCUGUCCGUUCGUCUGUCUGUCUGUAAACUUUUCACAUUUUCGACUUCUUCCCAAGAACCACUGGGCCAAUUUCAACCAAACUUGCCACAAAGUAUCCUUGGGUAAAGGGGAUUCAAGUUUGUUCAAAUGAAGGGCCACGCCCUCUUUCAAAGGAAGAUAAUUAGGAAUUACUGAAAAAAAUUAUGGCAUCAUUUAAAAAUCUUCUUCUCAAGAACCAUAGGGCCAGGAAAGAUGAAACUCAUGUGGAAGCAUCCUUAGGUAGUGUAGAUUCAAAUUUGUUCAAAUUAUGACCCCCGGGGGUAGGGCGGGGCCACAAUGGAGGAUCAAAGUUUUACAUAGAAAUAUAUAGGAAAGAUCUUUAAAAAUCUUCUUCUCAAGAACAGCAAAGCCAUGAUGAGUCAUAUUUAUAUGGAAGCAUCCUCAGGUAGUAUAGAUUCAAGUUUGUUCAAAUCAUGACCCCCGGGGGUAGGGCGGGGCCACAAUGGAGGAUCAAAGUUUUACAUAGAAAUA
Molecule: messenger RNA, 3194 nt
Organism: Saccostrea echinata
Lineage: Eukaryota; Metazoa; Mollusca; Bivalvia; Ostreida; Ostreidae
Exons: 10
Coding region: 166-2169 (667 amino acids)
Molecular function (GO): protein binding
Source: RefSeq, a predicted model, not a curated record